UGUGUUUCAGUUGUCUGAUAUAGAUGACGAUGAUGGAGGAGCAGAAGGGUAAUCAAUCAACUUUGGUGAAUCAAAAACUAUCGCCACCAAAUUCAUAUGGCUCCAUCGUUCUCGGUGGCACCUUUGACCGCUUGCACGACGGCCACCGCCUCUUCCUCAAAUCUGCAGUGAAGCUGGCCAGGGAUCGAAUUGUGGUGGGUGUUUGUGAUGUUCCCAUGUUAGCCAAAAAACAGUUUGUUGAAUUGAUACAACCCAUUGAGGAAAGGAUGAUUAAUGUUGAGAAUUACAUCAAGUCUAUGAAGCCAAAGCUGGUGGUGCAGGUUGAACCUAUUACAGAUCCCUAUGGACCUUCGAUCAUUGAUGCAAAUUUGGAGGCCAUUGUUGUCAGCAAGGAGACAUUACCUGGUGGAGUAUCAGUUAAUAAUAAAAGAGUUGACAGAGGCCUUUCACAGUUAAAGAUUGAAGUUGUAGAUCUAGUUUCUGAAGAAUCUAGUGGAGGCAAGUUGAGUUCAACAACAUUAAGGAAGCUUGAGGCUGAGAAGGCCAAAAACCAACUUUUUCAUUUUCUAUUCUUGAUUGUUUUGCAGGAGGAAAUUUUUUUUUUGUUUUUUUGUUUUGGCAAAAAUCUUGCAAAGAUGAAUGAUCUAAUGACAAAGUCGUUCUUAAGUUAUGUGGAACUGAAGAAACAGACAGAAAAAGACCUAGAGGCUGAUCUUGAUAUGGAAAAAGGCCAGGGCCAACUCAACCCCACAGAUGAAAAGAACCUCUCUCAGUUCUUCCAAGAAGUGGCAUCAAUCAAGAUCACAAUGGAAGAGAUUACCAAUCUCGUGUUUGAUCUUCAAACCCUUAAUGAAGAUAUUAAGUCCACUCACAGCGCCAAAGUUCUUCGGGGGUUAAGAGAUAGGAUGGAAUCAGACACGGUUUCCAUUCUAAGAAAAGCAAGGAUUGUCAAGGCAAGGCUUGAAUCACUCGACAGAUACAAUGCAACCAAUAGGAGAUUAUCAGAAGCGUAUAAACAAGGGACAUGUGUUGAUCGAACCAGGAUAUCAAUAACCAAUGGUUUGAGGGUUAAGCUUAGGGAAAUGAUGAAUGAAUUUCAGGCCUUGAGGGAAAAGAUUUUAUUAGAUCAUAAAGAAGAUCUCAAGAGAAGAUAUUAUAAUGCCACUGGAGAGUUACCGAGUGAAGACGUGCUUGAAAAGGCGAUUUCAGGCGUUGAAAACGUUCAGUUAUUUGCAGAGAAAGUGGAAAUGGAUUUGAGGAGCAAGGAAAGGCAUAAGGCCGUGAUGGAUAUUCAGCGAAGUUUGCAAAGGCUGCAUCAGGUGUUUCUUGACAUGGCUGUUCUUGUUGAGGCACAAGGGGAAAAAAUGGAUGAUAUUGAAGAAAAUGUGGCCAAUGCAGGGAAUUAUAUCAAUGGUGGAACCAACAGCCUUUACUAUGCAAAUCAAAUGAAGAAGAAGAAGAAGGCAUGGCUUUAUUGGGUUUGGGCUGUUGCUCUGAUUGUACUUCUAGUUUGCAUCAUUUCGAUGCUAUCUUCUUGAGAAGCACAAGUUCAGGCAACAUUUUGGGCUCUUUAAAGUAGCUUGUUGCUGUUAAGUGGUUCUAGAUCUGUAAAUCUGUGCAUCUGAUUGUCUUCUGAUCAAACUCUUUUUAACUCUUUUUCUCAUUUCAUAAAGUGACUGAUACAACAUUUUGAUUCUGUCGUCUGACAUUAACGUCUAUGGACAUUGGACUUGCUUGGUUGAGAUGGUAUCAAAUUUGGAGAAUGCUCCUAUUUGUUAUCCAUUGCUGGCUGUGUCUGUUUUCCUUCUGGCUUUGGCUUUUCUAAAUUCAUCACUCUCCUGUAAUAAUACGUACCUAACGAGGGACCAGAAUUGGUUUAUUUGGUGGUUUCAACAUUGUGAAUAAACUUUUCUGUGCUAUAAUUUCA
Durio zibethinus is the source of this 1927-nucleotide messenger RNA. The record is from RefSeq and is a predicted model, not a curated record. NCBI's taxonomy places the organism in Eukaryota, Viridiplantae, Streptophyta, Magnoliopsida, Malvales, Malvaceae.